Hemibagrus wyckioides is the source of this 2922-nucleotide messenger RNA. It is a transcript of the gene u2af2b, whose product is annotated as U2 small nuclear RNA auxiliary factor 2b. The transcript has 12 exons. The record is from RefSeq and is a predicted model, not a curated record. Gene Ontology annotation, biological process: mRNA processing. Lineage: Eukaryota; Metazoa; Chordata; Actinopteri; Siluriformes; Bagridae. Gene Ontology annotation, cellular component: nucleus; commitment complex; U2AF complex. Gene Ontology annotation, molecular function: poly-pyrimidine tract binding; pre-mRNA 3'-splice site binding. The coding region runs from base 484 to 1899 and encodes 471 amino acids.
UACUUCCGCCUGCGCAGAGAGAAACGAACCUGCUAUAAACUAGCUACGUUGAGACACGGUCGCCUAGCUGGUAUCGUAUUUGUGCGGAGGAUUAUUACCGAGAACAGGAAACCGUUUCCUACUUUAUUUAAACCUAUACGUUAAAAAAAGGAAAUUCAGCUGCAUGUGCACGUAACUGCGUUUAGCUAUAGCGCGUGUACGGUUGUUUUUGCGAGUGCUUCGUCUUGUUAGCCAGCCGUGUUAGCUAGUUAGCUAGCGAUAGCUAACUUAGCAGAACGGUGGGGGGGAAAAAACUAAGAACGCGACAUAAAGGGAAGUUUCUGUGCCGAUAAUCGUGCAUGCAGGUUUGAUAAACCCAGGUUUCUCCGUUUGGCCGAAUGUUUCAUAACAGACAAAGACAUCUCAUUUUUGAAGUAAGAUAACGUGGUCGGCUAAAAGCUUUCACAGGUUUCACACGUUCCAUUCAUCCGCUGCGAAUUCAAAAUGUCGGAGUUUGACGAAUUUGAGAGGCAACUGACCGAAAACAAACAAGGUGACGGCGUUAACGGCCAUGAGCGGGACAAAGAGAAUAGGCACAGGCGCCGGAGCGGCUCCCGUAGCCGCAGUCGCGAGAGGAAGAGGAGGAGCAGGGAGAGGAGGAGCAGGGAACGACGCAGCAGCAGCAAAGACCGCAGGCAUAGACGCAGCCGUUCUCCACCGAGGGAGAAGAAGAAGAAAAUCAAAAAGUACUGGGACGUCCCCCCGCCCGGUUUUGAGCACAUCACGCCGAUGCAGUACAAGGCCAUGCAGGCUGCUGGUCAGAUUCCUGCCACAGCACUGCUGCCCACUAUGACUCCAGAUGGACUGGCCGUAACACCCACUCCAGUGCCUGUAGUAGGCAGCCAGAUGACCCGCCAGGCUCGGAGGCUUUAUGUGGGCAACAUCCCUUUUGGGAUCACAGAGGAGUCAAUGAUGGACUUCUUCAACGCUCAGAUGAGACUAGGGGGUCUUAUUCAGGCUCCCGGAAACCCCGUCCUUGCUGUCCAGAUUAACCAGGAUAAGAACUUUGCUUUCCUUGAGCUGCGCUCAGUGGAUGAAACCACACAGGCAAUGGCAUUUGAUGGCAUCAUAUUCCAAGGCCAGAGUCUGAAGAUACGCCGGCCACACGAUUACCAGCCGCUGCCAGGCAUGAGCGAGAAUCCCAGCGUCUAUGUUCCAGGACAUUGUGAAUUUUCAUUUUCAGGAGUGGUGUCUACUGUAGUCCCUGACUCUGCUCAUAAGCUUUUCAUUGGAGGUCUGCCCAACUAUCUGAGCGAUGACCAGGUUAAAGAGUUGUUGACGUCCUUUGGGCCUUUAAAGGCGUUCAACCUCGUGAAGGACAGUGCUACAGGACUCUCCAAAGGCUAUGCCUUCUGCGAAUACGUUGAUGUCAAUCUUAACGAUCAGGCUAUUGCAGGACUAAAUGGGAUGCAGUUAGGAGAUAAGAAGCUCUUGGUCCAGAGAGCAAGUGUAGGAGCCAAGAACGCAACUCUGACCAGCAUAAACGAGACCCCGGUGACGCUGCAGGUCCCAGGCCUGAUGAACAGCUCUAUGAAUCAGAUGGGUGGAAUUCCCACUGAGGUUCUGUGCCUCAUGAACAUGGUGGCUCCAGAGGAACUCCUGGAUGACGAGGAGUAUGAGGAGAUUGUGGAGGACGUCAGGGAUGAGUGCUCCAAAUACGGUCAGGUCAAGAGCAUCGAGAUCCCUCGUCCUGUCGAUGGCCUGGAAAUUCCUGGAACUGGAAAGAUCUUCGUGGAGUUCACAACAGUUUUCGACUCCCAGAAAGCCAUGCAAGCCUUGACGGGGAGGAAGUUUGCCAAUCGAGUGGUUGUGACCAAAUACUGCGACCCUGAUGCCUACCACCGCCGAGAUUUCGGCUAGAUCCGUCCGCACAGGAGCGGAGCGUCGAGACGAGGAGUGUGUGGCGUAGAAGAAACCCAAUGAAAGGCUGUAUUAUGAUAGAGUGAAUGGAGGGGGGGUCUUUUCUUGUAGUGCAAGGUGGCAUUUCAUGUUUUCUGUUUUGUUUUGGUUUUUUUUUUGUUUUUUGUUUUUUUUAAAAGCAAAAUUAGCUUUGGCGCAAUGAGUUUGCAUUUUAAUAAAGCAGGGAGUAUUAAUUGAAUUUAUUAAUUUGUUUCAUGGCUUAUUGAACAAAAUUAAGAGUUGUUUGGGGGUGGGAGGGGGGUUACAGUUCAUAAUGCUUCUAAAACCACAGAAUAUUGUCAGUGGCAUGAGUGAAGGAAAUAAAUUGCUUCCUGUCACUUCACAUUGAUCCCUCGAUCGUCAUAAAAACUUUGCUGUUGGUGACCUAACCACCUUGAUCCUACUACACUCAAUUUUUCAGUCUUUUUAUCUCUGAAAUUAGUUUAGUUCAACUGUGUGUUAGUUUAUAUCCAGCUCUGUCUGUCCUGUUUCCAGUACACAUGACUGCCUCUUAUAUUGGUAAUGUAACUUCAAGUCUAGCAUGGCACCUUUGUGUCUCUCUCUGUGUGAACAUAACCCUCUUUUGAUAAUAAACUUAGUGAGAAUUUGAAAAAAUUCAUCAGUGGCGUUCCUUCUUGUAAUCCUCAGCAGAUUACAGUCAUUUACAUGUUAAGAGAAGAAAUGACUUGUAGGGAAAGAGCUACAAAUUGAACCCUGAAACUGCAGUCUACGAUACCUGUAAUGAAUUUCGUUUGUUUGAAAAUAAUCUUCAUACUUUAUGUCCAGACGUUACUUAUUUGAGGCCUGCGAUGGAGAAAAAAUAUGGAUUCUGGGCUAACGGAUGCAGGAAAAAUAAAAUAAAUACUAGGUUUGCUUGACUUCUCACUUUUACUUUUCUUAAGUAGUUUAAUGUAAGUUUUAAGCACACUGUGGUAUUUGUUUUAACAAUGCUGUGUAAAUAAAGAUCUCACAGAUUUCACUUGA